Messenger RNA from Trematomus bernacchii (emerald rockcod), 2562 nucleotides. It is a transcript of the gene cnppd1, whose product is annotated as cyclin Pas1/PHO80 domain containing 1. The coding region runs from base 1 to 1287 and encodes 428 amino acids. The record is from RefSeq and is a predicted model, not a curated record. Gene Ontology annotation, biological process: regulation of cyclin-dependent protein serine/threonine kinase activity. Gene Ontology annotation, molecular function: protein kinase binding; cyclin-dependent protein serine/threonine kinase regulator activity. Gene Ontology annotation, cellular component: cyclin-dependent protein kinase holoenzyme complex; nucleus. The transcript has 8 exons. NCBI's taxonomy places the organism in Eukaryota, Metazoa, Chordata, Actinopteri, Perciformes, Nototheniidae.
AUGGAUUUCGACGCUUUAUUCAACGAGAAGACAUUUCAGUUCUCGGACUUCCAGGAGUUUACGUUUCUUCCUGGACACCAGAGGCUGACAGACAGAGUGAGGAAGCGCCUGUACUAUGGUCUGGACAAAGACAUCUCUUUAGAUGCCCUCUCUUGCCCUGUUACAGAUAUCGCUGUGGAAAUCUUCCAGAAGUCUGCCCCAAGCCCCAUCAGAAAGCUCCAGAAGAAAUAUGCUGCACAUGUUUCCAGGGAAGCUUGCAUCUCUCCGUGUGCCAUGAUGCUGGCUCUUGUUUACAUUGAAAGGCUCCGACAUAGAAACCCUGAAUACCUACAAAAGAUCUCCUCCUCUGACCUCUUCCUGAUCUCCAUGAUGGUUGCCAGCAAGUACCUGUAUGACGAAGGAGAGGAAGAAGAGGUUUUCAACGACGAGUGGGGAGCAGCUGGGAAGUUGGACGUGAAAACGGUCAAUAACCUGGAGAUGAACUUCUUGAAUGCCAUCGAGUGGAGCCUCUUCACGGAGCCAAAUGACUUAUUUGAUAUACUAAGUCAAGUGGAAACCAGCAUUGCAGAGCGGCAGGGAAUGAAGCGCGGCUGGUUCACCUACACCGACCUCUGUGUGCUUCUGGAACAAUCAGCCUGGAGCCAAGCCCUCGCAGCCAUCUGCCAGCACUUCACCAAGGUGUCCUGUAUGCUCGGCCUGGUGUAUCUGACCAGUGUUGCCGGGCUCAUCGCCACCAGCGCCGUGCUGCACCAGCUCAGUCUCUCCAGGAGCGGACAGGCCCUGCGUCCAGCUGACAUUAUCCCAGACCUCAAGACCCCCGACCUCAAUGAGAAAGCUUCUCCUGCAGCCCCGCGCAUCCCCUGUUGUGUUCUCGCUAACAAGAGUGAGAACCGUCAGACCGGGACACUUGGAAUCAACCAGGAAGAAGAGCACAGUCCACCACCUGUUACCUCCCAGACGUCAGUGUUGUGUCUCUGGGGGUCCCUCCUCGCCUCAAUGGGUCACAUACAUCCUGAAACUGAUCCUGGUCCUCCCCAGACCUGGUCUCCCGUCUCCUUCUUCUGUCCCGGCUGUCUGGCGUCCCUUCCUCGUCUCGAGUGCGGGCUUAGAAACACCUCAACAAUCUUUACUCACGACCCCCUUGAUAACCAUGCAUCGUGGCUCCUUGGACGGGCCGAGCCGGGUCUGAACUCUCGCCUGUUUCCCCCUCUACAGCUGGGACCCUGUCGUCCUGCAGAGACUAUGCUGCCUGUCGAUAAAGCUCAAGCUCUGCUCAUGCCCGGGUAGUGACAGGAGACAUGGCUGCUGUGGACCUGUAGUGACGGACUCUGGAAAUGAAACCAGCAUUCUACUCAUGACUCUGUUUGACGUCAGGUUUUUGUUUACUUUUCCAGAUCUAGAAUACAGGUGCAAAGGAGAGAGGUAUGAGGCACAGAAGGAGUGAGGUGGUGGAAGUUCACUUACAGCAUAGCACUGCAGAAUACAUUUGCCAUAAGUAAAAUGCCAUAGUGUUCCCUUAGUUCUCUGCAACUGGUUUUAAAUGCAGGAAUUUCCAGAUAGUUUGUUUUUCAUUGGCUGCAACCAAACUGUUUUGCUAAGCUUUUUAAUAUUGUUUGGAAGUUCAGAUCUGCCAGGUGGUGAUACAGGGCCUUUGUGAUGGGUGUGGUGUUUUUGAGUUAUUAUAUUACAGCUGAAAUAUUAAGGCUGCUUGUUACUAGGCAAGUUCAUGGAAGUGUUCGGAGGUUUCGCAGCGUAUCUGAAAGUUGAGUUGUUAUUUUAAAUUUGCUCCGUGAGAAGAAGGGAUUAAACCAGUUUACUUUUGCUUAUCCAUAUUUGCCUAGUUUUACCAUCUAUUUGUCAUGUAUGCAACGGGAGCUUUACAUCAAACACUGAUUUUAUAAACCAGAUUUGACUUAGUUUGUAAAACAAGUUGUCUCCCAUCUUUGUAAACUCUCCCCUUUUAUUCAAGAGGAAGCGUCAAAGAAAGGAAAAAGACCAUUUGAAUGCAACGUCUCCAUACCUCAGUGUACCUUACUCUGGUCAUUUAUAGCUUAUAAACCUUCCAGAUUCUAUAUAGCAACAGGAUGUCACACAACCUUAAUGCCAUGUGUAACAGGGUAAUGUAGCCACAUUUAAGAGAUUAGCCUACAUGGGAAAAGUCUGUAUACAUACGAUGGGUUUCAUGGACGCAAUUUCUGCCGGGUGCUUCUGAAGAUAACAUUUUGAAUAGAACAUGUUACAAGCUAGCAGCAGAAGUGUUUCUCUGUUGAUGCAGUCUGAACUUUGCACAUCUGGCUCCAUUUUCACUGCAACAGGACAUUUCACUCCAUUAUAACAGCAGUGUGUAUUUUGAACACCGGAGGAAAAUGUGAAGAAUCCGUUUUGUUUUCAUGUACAGUUAUACACAGUCCCCAGGACAUACACUUUGUAAUUGAUACUUCGAUAAAAUCGCUCUGGACAUCGGAAUUUGAUACAGCACGAAGUCCUUUAAUUUUGUACAUGGUGUAAAAUGCAAAUAUUGUACAAAUCUGUAGAAAUAAUAAAAGAUGCAUUUCUUUGGGA